AUGCGUCCCGAUCGUGGUGCGAAUGGCUGGAGCAGGAGGAGUGGCUUGAUCCGCGCCCUGAGCUGCGGAACCGUGGCGCUGACUUGCGGAUGGGCCGGGCACAGCUACCAUGCCAUGAUUCAACGCAGCAGCAAGAGCAACGGCAAGAACCUGCUCUUGAGAGUUCAAGAACCAACGAUAGCCAAGUCGGGAGAACCAGCAGCACCAGUGUCAUCGGGGGAAGGGGCCACUACUUCACGGGCACCGUGGGACCCGCAAGGAUGUCAGACGAUACUGUUUUUCCACAUCCCGAAAACGGGAGGCGAGUCUAUCAACCAGCUCCGUCCGGGGGUACCGUGGUGGAAGAGCGCCUACGACUGGAGCAGCUUUAGAAUAACCGGGCUUGAGCUGACGGAGCAAACAAAUCACUUGAAGAGCAUGUGA
This is a messenger RNA of Ectocarpus sp. CCAP 1310/34, 423 nucleotides long. The record is from the annotation of a GenBank genome assembly. NCBI's taxonomy places the organism in Eukaryota, Phaeophyceae, Ectocarpales, Ectocarpaceae.